AUGUUAAAACCAUCCUCAUUACCAUCCCCAUUAGCCGUGCCGGGCUUGCUGAGAAGUUUCUUGGGCGUCCGGCUUCCGCUUCCCGCAACAUAUAGGAAAUACAGUUUAACUGCCCCAUGUCCAACAUGUUCAGUUACUCGCCCAUCACCCAAAUGUUGGCAACCUCUCUCUCGGCGCCAGUUCAGUAAAUCUCCCACUAUUCUCUUACAUUUAUCAGACACUCCUGAAAAACCACAAAAUUCCUCCUCAACACUUGAACAGUCUCAUCAACAGGAGGAGCUCAAACCCGAUCCCGAUCGAGAUAGCAAUGAUUCCAGCUCCAAACCAGCCGAAAUGGUUUCCCCCAUGGGUCCAAAAAGCAAAGCAGAAUUCACGGGGUCGCGGAGUGCUAGAGCUACAGGGGGCAAAGCAGGCAGGGCAAGCAAGUCCGACAAGUUGGAUGCGCCUCAGAAACUAGAACCAUGGCAGAUACAGAAGCAGGCUUUGAAGAAAAAGUUCCCGGAGGGAUGGAAUCCGCGCAAGCGUCUGCACCCAGAUACUCUUGAUGUUAUCCGGCAUUUACACCAGCAGGACCCAAAGAAAUAUACAACCCCGUUCCUGGCACAGGAAUACAAGGUGUCUCCGGAGGCAAUCCGACGGAUAUUGAAAAGCAAAUGGCAACCAAGUGAGGAGGUGAUUGCUGAGCGGCGGGAACGCUGGGAAAGGCGGCAUAAAAGAAUCUGGAAUCAACUGGCGGAAAUUGGAGUACGACCCCAAAGGUCAAAAUUUGCUGACUUUUCGGAUACUCGGAUUCUAUAUGGCAGUCGUCGCACAGCAAGUUCAAAGUGA
Paracoccidioides brasiliensis Pb18 is the source of this 828-nucleotide messenger RNA. RefSeq lists its product as uncharacterized. The transcript has a single exon. Gene Ontology annotation, cellular component: nucleus. Bases 1 to 828 code for a protein of 275 amino acids. The record is from RefSeq and is a predicted model, not a curated record.